GACCUGGCGAGCGAAGGGCCUAGACUGCCGCGACGCAGCGCCUUCCGCGCUACCGCUAGCAACCAUGGUAUCUGCUCUUUGCAAAAGGAAUAAAGAGAAGACCCUGUCAAGGAGGCCCUGCAAGACUUUCCCGGCAAAUUUCUUCCACCCUGGAGCCUGGGAUGGGCCGCGCCAGCUUGGCUCGCCCCUAGGGGUCAGCGAGCACCGAACCCGGUCAUAUCGCGUGUCUCGUUUAGUGCAAGUACAUUAUGUUUUAGGGAUCCGUAAGCAAACGUCUGAACUUUUUGAUAGCCCAGAACCGCCCUGCCCGGCCCGAACGAUCUGACCAGCAGCCAUGAGCGACAAACAGUUCCCGAAGAAGGUGAUCGAGGCGAUGAAGGAGGCCACCGGCGCCAGCGAGGAGGAUGUCAAGUCCAUGCUGCAGGCUUGCGGCGGGGACGUGAACCUGGCGACCGAGCAGCUCCUUGAGAGCCCAUUCGAGCCCGCGAACAAGAAGAAGGAGCGCAAGGCCGCCAACGAGUCCGAGCGCCGCACCGACUCUCGCACUGGUGGCCGUGGCUAUGAUCGCUUCGCGAAUGGUGGCGCUGGCAGGGGCCGCGGCAGGGGCGAGGGCGGGCGUGGCGGCCGUGGGAGCGGCUACGCGACUGGGCGUGGAUCUACCGGAGCUCCUUCUGGGCGCGCGCCUUCUGCGGGCCCGCGCCCGCAGCAAAGCUCAACUGCUGCUACUGAUUCCAACGGCGCGGCUGCUCACGCGGGAAGCAGCUGGGGCGCGCAGGGCGCGACGGAUGCCGACGCAAAUGCGUGGGGCGCUGCGGGCGGUUCUACCUGGGCCGGUGAGAAGCCUGCCGAGGCUUCCACUACUUCUACCGCGUGGGGCGCUGCGACGCCCGCGACCGCGUCGACAUCCGGCGCAUGGGGCACCGCGACCGCGACGACCAGCGACAACAACAACGCGAGCUCGGGCGCGGCUGCGAGCUCGGCAAACGUUCCGGCUCCCAUCCGGCCGGGUGCGGGCAUGACGAUGGCGGAGAAGCUCAAGGCGUCGCAGGCGAAGCCGCCCGCGCCGGCCCCCGCCCCCGCCCCCGCUCCGGAGCCACCGAAGCCCGCCCCCGCGCCCGCGGCUGCUGCCUCCUCCUCUGCCCCCUCCGAGCCCGCCGCCUCCUCCUCGGUAGAUGCCACCUCCACCAGCUACGCGGCUGCCUCGGCCGCGCCCGCGGCCGCCAGCACCUGGGGCGCGGACGCCGGGAAGAACCUGAUGGGCAUGCUGGGUGCGGGCAAGGCGCCGGCCGGCGCGGCCGCGCCGGCCGCGCCCGCCGCGGCAGCGGCAGCUGCUCCGCAGGCACAGCCUGCCGCGGUGCCGCAGGCGCCGGCGGCCGCGGCCGCUCCUGCCGCUGACAAGGUGGUGACUCUCUCUGCCGCGGACAACCAGGUGGCGCCGCCCAGCGCCUCCAGCCAGGCCUACCCCGCCUACGUCGCCGCGCCGGCGGCGGAGGCGCCCAAGGCCCCGGCGCCGCAGGCGCCGGCGCCCGCCGCGCCCGGCCAGGCGGAGGUGGACAGCCUGCAGCUCAGCUUCGGCGCCUUCAGCGUGGGCGGCGGCCUGGCCGACUUCGGCACCAACUUCUCCGCCACCUACAACGGCCAGCCCGCCUCCGACCCCUCCAAGGCCGCGCCCGUGCAGCCGCAGCAGCAGCAGCCCGCGGCGCCCGCGCCCGCGCCCGCCGCGCCGCAGCAGCAGCCCAGCGCCGUGGACCCGGCGCAGCAGCAGCAGCAGCCGAACGCCUCCUUGAACCAGUACCAGCAGGCGUACGCGCAGUACGCCAUGCAGGCGGUGGCGGACAAGGCCGCCGGCGCGCCCGGCGCCGCCGCCGGCGGUGCCGACCAGGCCGGUGCCGGCUCCACCUACGGCAGCUUCCCCUCGCAGGCGGCGGCCGCCGCCUUCGGCGGCGCCUUUGGCGGCGCCGGCUUCGGCGCGGGCCAGGUGCCUGACUCUAGCCGCGUGUUUGGCGGCCAGGACUACGGCGCCUACAACCAGGAGGCGCUGAAGCAGGCGACGCAGGCGGCCUACGGCCAGGCGCCGGCGGGCCAGGCGGCUGCCGGCGGCUACCAGCAGCCGCAGCAGGGCGGCGUGCCGCAGGCGCCGGUGCCUCAGCAGGGGGCGGUGCCGCAGCAGGGCGCCGUGCCGCAGGGGCAGCAGAUGCCCGCGGCGGCGGCGGCGGCACAGCAGCAGCAGUACCAGCAGUACCAGCAGUACUACAACCCGCAGCAGCAGCAGCAGGCGCCGCAGCAGCAGCAGCAGCCCGCUGGCGCUAGCUACAACCAGGCCGGCGCCAAGUACAACCCCGCCACGGGCAUGUACGGCCAGGCCGACCUCAACGCCGCCGCCUCCGCCGCCGCCGCCAGCACCACUGCCGCCGGCGCCGCGCCGCAGCAGCAGGCGCCGGCUGCCGCCGGUGCCGCCGCCGCCGGCAUGCCGCAGUACGGCGCCAACCCCGGCGCCAUCCCGCCCGCCAUGCAGUUCAACGCUGCGGCGGCGGGUGCCGCCAGCCACCUGCCGUACGCGCAGUACCCGUACAACAACCCCGCCUUCGCCGCCAUGUACAACAACCCGUACCUGUACUACCAGCAGCAGAUGGGGUACCAGCAGGCCUACCAGGCUCCCGCCGCGGCCGCCGCGCCGCAGCAGCCCUACCUGCAGCAGGGCGGCCAGGCACACAUGGGGCAGCGCGCUGGCGGCUUCCCCGGCUACAACGCCGCCAACCCCGCGGCCGCCGGCGGCCUGCCGGCGGGCGGCUACAACGCCAACCCCGCCGCGGCCUACGGCCUGACCGGCUAUGAGGACGCGACCAACGCCGCCGCGGGCGUGAACGCUGCGGCCGGCGGCGCCGGCGCCUACAACGUCCCCGCGGGCGGCGUCAAGCAGGCGGCGGACAAGCAGGACCCCAGCGGCCUUGGUGGCUACGGCAUGGGUGGCCAGCAGAUGCCGCAGCAGGGCAUGCAGGGCCAGGGCACGCCCGCCGGCCAGGGGCACAUGGGCGGGCACCACCAGGGCGGACACCAGGGCGGCUAUGGCGGCGGCUACGGCAACCAGGGUUACAACCAGGGCGGUUAUAACCAGGGCGGCUACAACCAGAGCGGUUACAACCAGGGCGGCGGCCACUACGGCGGUGGCGGCGGCGGCGGCUACGGCGGCAACCGCGGCGGGUACGGCGGCAACCGCGGCGGCUACGGCGGCUACAACCGCCAGUAGGCGCCUCGGCUGACGCCGGGUGCCGGCACGCCCCGCGCAACGGCGGUUCCCGAGCAGGGACAGGCGAGGGUGAUUGCUCGCGUGGCCCGGUUUUCUUUGGCACGGGGCCGCCGCGGCGUCGGCUUGCCGAGUUUGGGUUUGGUAAGAGCAGAUGCCGUGGCUGAUUGGUUGGCCGAGGCGUAGCAGCGCCCGCACAGGCAAGCAGGCACCUCGGGGGUCCUUGGCGUACCCCCGUGGCGUAAAACUCGAACGUUGUCGCUGUGCCGCACAACCCGUGCCAGCAGCAAACGCCGUCCGUUGAGCGUCGUGCGCGUCGGCCGGGUUUUGACUGGCUGGGACGGCAGGGGUUUACGAUGGCGGCUUGACAUGCCGGUGUGUGGAGGCGUCGGCGACUGUGCAUGUGCGUUGGCGUUUGCAUGCUGUUCGUUUGGUUGCCACCAGCUGUUUUGCCGUGGUUAAGGAGGUACGGCGAGAUUUACCGUCGGUCGGAUAUAUAGCUGCAGGCCUUUGGGCGGGCACGCUCGCAACCGAGUCCCGACCCAAAUGGCGCUCUCUACGAUGCUCUCCGAAUCGCAUUGACUUGUAUUGGGGAUGACAAAAGCACGCUGCCGAAAAGUGUGUGUUGCCGCGGCGCGUACAUGAGCAACUGGGGAGGAGGACGAACAUGGGGCUGUUGCGCUGAACGUGUGCUCGCAGCGCGUGUCGAUGUGAAAGUGCGUGUGUUUGUGCGCACCAGGCAGAGAUUUAGACAUCAUCGGGGAGCUUGGGUAUGAGGCGUGAUGGCCAAAAGAUUGUUUGUCCCGCGCGUGUGCGUGUUUGUUUUUGGUGUGUGCCGGUGCGCCGGCGGUGGUGGUGUGGGAAGCUAGAAUUUCUUGCAGAGAUGAGUGACAUGCGGCGGCGCACGGAUAGGAGUUGCAAUAUUCCUCCCCAGGCAGUCGGGAGCAACACAGGUGCGAUGGGACAGGAACAUUCCUGCUCGCAGGCGGUGAGCGGGCGUUGCUCACCUGGCGAAUGCAGAGCGCAUCGGGCGGAGCAACUGUUGGGGUGGCUGCGUGGGGCAAUGAGUCGGAUGCAGAGCCCUGCGGUGCAGUGCGCACCCCGGGAGCACAGGCGGCAGCAAUGCGCGAUCGCGUCCUCCAGAGGAGAGGCCGAGCCACACACCCGGACACACUUGGACACCUGAGCUGUGGAUUUAAACCACAGAAAUGCACACACAGAGCCUUCUUCUCGUUCCAUUCAUGCUUUUUCCGGGAUGUUCCGGGACUUGACGGGGUUAGCGAAGUGUUUGCUAGUGAAUGCGAAUGCAGGACGCCGUCGCGAGCUCCAGGCUAGCAAUAAACAUCACGAAAGAAGUUAGUGUCAGCGGCAAUGCGGUUACUUGUUACCUUCGAGACGAGACACCGGUGCGCGCUCCACGCUGCUCCGCAUUCGGCACGCCAAACGGAGUCCGAGUGUCGUGGAGACUGCUGCCGCUUGCAGGGGCGGACGUGUUCCAGCUCGCAACUAGGCUGCUGCCAUUCGCCGCGACAACACGUAACCCAUAAAAUGCACCCA
This is a messenger RNA of Chlamydomonas reinhardtii, 4801 nucleotides long. RefSeq lists its product as uncharacterized. Gene Ontology annotation, molecular function: protein binding. The coding region runs from base 335 to 3247 and encodes 970 amino acids. The record is from RefSeq and is a predicted model, not a curated record. The transcript is spliced from 6 exons. Lineage: Eukaryota; Viridiplantae; Chlorophyta; Chlorophyceae; Chlamydomonadales; Chlamydomonadaceae.